This is a messenger RNA of Penaeus indicus, 1959 nucleotides long. Its product is annotated as 5-hydroxytryptamine receptor 4-like. Bases 126 to 1109 code for a protein of 327 amino acids. Gene Ontology annotation, molecular function: G protein-coupled receptor activity. The transcript has 3 exons. Gene Ontology annotation, cellular component: plasma membrane. The record is from RefSeq and is a predicted model, not a curated record. Lineage: Eukaryota; Metazoa; Arthropoda; Malacostraca; Decapoda; Penaeidae. Gene Ontology annotation, biological process: G protein-coupled receptor signaling pathway.
CAGUGCCCUUGGUCUCACGCUCCGACGAAGCGCUCGUGAAAGCAGACGCGCACCGCUGCAGGAAAGGUGGCGCGAGUAUCUAGGGGUUAAUGAGUUCAAGAGGCUGUCCCUGAGUUCCGUUCACGAUGGGGGAGGAUAACAGUGAUUGGCUGAAUGUCAACGCAAUGCACUUUUUCAUUUCGCUGACGAUGAUAAUGGCUUUCGUUUUGCUGCUCGAGUCCCUCGUGACGAUCGCCGUGAUUGUGAGGAACCACGUGCUGAGGGACAUGAACUGCGCCCAGUUCAUCAGCAACAUGGCCGUGUGUAGCGUCUGCAUCGCGGUCCUCCUCUUCACGUGGAUGGUCGUCAAGCUAACCACCAGCGGGAAGUACAGCUGGUGGAGGUGCCUAGUGUUCAAGAUCUCCGUCCGCUUCUUGCACACGGUGACUGUGCUCAACCUGUGCUGCCUCUCCCUUGACCGCUACCUCUACAUCUGCUGGCCGCUGCACUACCACCAGCUGCUCACGCCCCGCCGCUGCAACCUGCUCGUGGCAGCCUGCUGGCUUGCGGCGGCCGGCCUGCUCGUCCUGCCCGGCCUCCCCACCUUCGACGUCUGUCCGAAGCGCGGCAACAAGUUCAGGGUGAGUGAGGCGGUCAUGAUCAGCUACAUCAGCUCGUACGGCGUCUCGGUGGUGGUGGUGGUGGUCUUCUACCUGCUCGUGGCCAGGGAGGUGUCCGUGGCCCUGGUGGGCGUGCGGGCGGACCAGGAACGAGCCCGGAGGAGGACCAGGCAGAGCAUCUUCACUGUCGUCUUCAUCCAGCUGGUGCUCUCCGCGCCCGAUAUGGUGAUCCAGCUGGUGAGCCUCCAGGACAGCGACCACACAGUGCGGGCGGCCUCCUUGUCUCCCAUCCUGCUGCUGUUCGUCCAACUGCUCUUCCUCCCCGUCUACGCGUGGAAGAACACCCUCUACCGCGCGGCCAUUGUCCAGCUCUUCUCUCCCGCCGUGCGCUCCGUCUCCUGCAACGUCAGGAGGGCUUGCAGUUGGAGCAGUAGCAGGAGUACAGCGAAUUCUUUAGCAAACGCUUCCCAGGAAAUCGUAAUUGGAAAUAAUCAGGACCAAGAAGUGUAGAGAUAACGUCUCUUCAAGCAAGGCUAAGACCCUACCGAACAUUUUCAGGAUUUCAAUAUCUAUAGAUUCUAGGAUAACGUGAUUCUUGAGUUAUUUUUUUAUCCAGAUACCAAAGAAGAAUAUUAUACAAGAAGGCUAUUUGUCAGUAAGAACGAAGACCUGAUAAUAAGCGGAAGUAAUGAAUUACACCUUAUAUUGAAAACGUAAUAUGAUAAAUAUUUGUUAAGGAGAAAAAUAUAUACACGCACACACACGCGCACACACACACACACACACACACACACACACACACACAAACACACACACACACACACACACAGGUAUACGUGCAUAAGUGUAUCUCCCUACAAGUACGGUAUAUGUAUGCUAAACAAACGCCCACGAACCUUGAUCUCAAAGCCCCCAGCGUAAUGAAUAACCUUGUCGCUCAGCAGGGGAAGAAGGGGGGAGCCUCAGGAAAGCAAAGGGAAAAGGAGAGAUACUCAGGUGCUCCUCAAUUUAGCAAGGAAGGGCGGAAGGAAUGUUGAUAAGGAAGGGCAGUUCUUUCGCCCACCUGACAUGUUCAAGGAGCUGCCUUUGAUGAGAAAAUGUCUUACGUAUUCGCCAAACGGAACGCUUUGUGCUAUCUUUGUGUGUGUAUAUAUAUUUUUUUGUGUGUGUGAUUCUCUCUUUCUUUUUUUUCUCUUUUCGAUUUUUUUUUUCGCUUUCAUCCACUCUCUCUGUCUUUCUUUCUCUUUUCGAUUUUUUCUUUUUCGUUUUCUUUCAUCCUCUCUCCCUUUCUCUCUCUCUCUCUCUCUCUCUCUCUCUCUCUCUCUCUCUCUCUCUCUCUCUCUCUCUCUCUCUCUCUUUU